Molecule: messenger RNA, 458 nt
Organism: Gigantopelta aegis
Lineage: Eukaryota; Metazoa; Mollusca; Gastropoda; Neomphalida; Peltospiridae
Product: protein SPEC3-like
Exons: 3
Coding region: 6-458 (150 amino acids)
Source: RefSeq, a predicted model, not a curated record
GCAGUAUGAUUAAAGGAGACGGCAGGAAAAUGAACGAGAGACUAACAGUGCCUGCUAUUCCAUUGCCAAUGGCCAUCGCGUGCUGUGCUCUCAACUUUCUCAUUCCAGGAUCGGGGACGGUCUUGGCGGGGUUCACCUCCCUGUGUUACGCCCAGGACGACAUGGGUGUAGGUCUGAGGUGUGCAUCCUGCUGCAUAGGUUUCGCCGUGGGCUUGCUUCAGCUUCUCACCCUCGGCGUCUUUCUGCUCGGCUGGAUAUGGAGCUGUAUCUGGGGCCUGGGAUUCCUGGGAAUGUCCAUCAAAUAUUCCCAAGUCUCACCGCUGUCAGCGACAGCCCACGUAAUACCGUCGAUAGUAGUUCAACAACCAGGUCAAGGCCAGGAAACUGGCCACGUGGAGAACAGCCAAUAUAUGUCAAGUCACCAUCACCAAAUUGUGUAUCCAUCACAGCCAGCGUAG